This is a messenger RNA of Dendrobium catenatum, 2740 nucleotides long. Its product is annotated as probable acyl-CoA dehydrogenase IBR3. Bases 1 to 2493 code for a protein of 830 amino acids. The record is from RefSeq and is a predicted model, not a curated record. Gene Ontology annotation, molecular function: flavin adenine dinucleotide binding; oxidoreductase activity, acting on the CH-CH group of donors. Lineage: Eukaryota; Viridiplantae; Streptophyta; Magnoliopsida; Asparagales; Orchidaceae. The transcript is spliced from 16 exons.
AUGGCAACGAUGACGUCGAAACUCCACAGCUCCGUAGCUUCAGCUCACCGUUUCGACGAGGCAGCGCUCCUUCGUUAUGCCGUGUCCAAUGUGGAGGGCUUUCCCGGCGCGCCCAACCGCCUUGUCGUCUCACAAUUUGGCCAUGGCCAGUCCAACCCCACCUUCCUCCUCGAAGUUUCACAUGACACCGGAGAUUCCACCAGAGCACUUUCCAAGCGCUAUGUGCUCAGGAAGAAGCCUCCAGGCGUGCUUCUCGAGUCGGCCCAUGCCGUGGAGAGGGAAUUCCAGGUUCUCAAGGCUUUGGGUGAUCAUACCGAUGUUCCAGUUCCCAAGGCUUUCUGUUUGUGCAAUGAUCCCAGCGUAAUUGGAACGUCCUUUUACAUUAUGGAGUAUUUAGAAGGACGGAUUUUUGUGGACAACAAGCUACCAGGAGUGGCCUCUGAUACUCGAAAGGCUAUAUAUCGAGCUUCUGCCAAAGCUUUGGCUUCUUUGCAUAGCGUUAAUGUGGAUGCUAUUGGCCUAGAGAGAUUUGGCCGGAGGGAAAAUUAUUGCAGAAGACAGGUAGAAAGGUGGGAAAGGCAAUAUCUAUCUUCAACUGGGGAAGGAAAACCUUAUCGGAAUCCUAAAAUGCUAGAAUUGGCCAGUUGGCUAAAGAAACAUGUACCGUUUGAAGAUUCCUCUAGAACAGCCGCCACUGGUUUGGUUCAUGGGGACUUUCGGAUUGACAAUCUGGUCUUUCAUCCAGUAGAGGAUCGAGUAAUUGGAAUUCUUGAUUGGGAACUAUCAACACUAGGGAACCAAAUGUGUGACGUUGCAUAUAGUAGUUUGCCUUAUGUAGUGGACAUAAAUUCAUCUGAAGAUGGUUUACAUGGAGGGUUUGAACUUACUGGGAGACCUGAAGGCAUUCCAUCUCUCCCCGAUUAUAUUGCUGAGUACUGUUUUGCAUCUGGAAAGCCUUGGCCGGCUUCUGAGUGGAAGUUUUAUCUUGCAUUUUCGUUGUUCCGUGGUUCCUCAAUAUAUGCUGGAGUGUAUCACAGAUGGACACUGGGUAAUGCCUCAGGUGGCGAGCGUGCUCAACUUAGUGGAAAGCUGGCUAAUAUCUUGAUUGAUACUGCCUGGAUGGUCAUCAAUACACAGUCUUUGCUUCCCAACAAACCUCCAUUUGGUCAUGAAAUAUCAAGAGAUGACCCUGAAAAGCUGCUCCCAAAAGAGCAACAAGGCAAAUUUGUUCCAAGUCAAAGGGUUCUACAUCUGAAAAGAAAAUUACUAAACUUCAUGGAAAAUCAUAUAUAUCCAAUGGAAAAAGAGUUUUCUGAACUGGCACAAUCAAGUUUGCGUUGGACAAUACAUCCUGAAGAAUCGCGGCUUAAAGAACUGGCAAAGAAAGAAGGCUUAUGGAAUUUGUUUAUUCCUUUAGAUAGUGCUGCUAGAGCAAGGAAACUACUAUUUGCUGGAAAUGAUUAUAAUGCUUUCGGGGUUGACAGCAACAUGCUCGGUGCAGGUCUUUCCAAUCUCGAGUAUGGAUAUUUGUGUGAGAUUAUGGGCCAUUCUGUCUGGGCGCCACAAAUUUUUAAUUGCGCUGCUCCUGACACUGGGAACAUGGAGGUACUAUUGCGAUAUGGAACUAAGGAUCAACAGAAAGAGUGGCUUAUUCCUCUUCUAGAAGGAAGAAUACGAUCCGGAUUUGCUAUGACUGAACCAAAAGUUGCAUCCUCGGAUGCAACCAACAUUGAAUGUUCUAUAAAUAGACGUGGAGAUUCAUACAUCAUAAAUGGAAGGAAGUGGUGGACAAGUGGAGCAAUGGACCCGAGAUGCAAACUUUUGAUAGUGAUGGGGAAAACAGACUUCACUGCUGCCAAGCAUGAGCAGCAAUCAAUGAUUUUAGUAGACAUCGACACCCCUGGAGUUCGUGUAGAGAGACCAUUGAUGGUAUUUGGUUUUGAUGAUGCUCCUCAUGGGCAUGCAGAAGUAUCUUUUGAGAAUGUAGAGGUGCCAGUUGAGAAUAUCCUGUUAGGAGAAGGUAGAGGAUUCGAGAUAGCUCAGGGUAGGCUUGGUCCUGGUAGGUUACAUCACUGCAUGAGACUAAUAGGCGCUGCAGAACGAGGCAUGCAGCUGAUGGUGGAAAGAGCUCUUAAAAGGAGAGCAUUUGGAAAAAGAAUUGCUGAACAUGGUUCAUUUUUGUCCGAUCUUGCCAAGUGCAGGAUAGAACUAGAACAGACAAGACUCCUGGUUCUUGAAGCUGCUGAUCAACUUGAUAGAUAUGGGAACAAGAAAGCUAGGGGAAUACUUGCCAUGGCCAAGGUUGCAGCUCCAAACAUGGCUCUCAGAGUACUUGACAUGGCCAUGCAAGUUCAUGGAGCUGCUGGAUUGUCCUCUGAUACUGUUCUUUCUCAUUUGUGGGCUACUGCAAGAACCCUAAGGAUUGCUGAUGGCCCUGAUGAAGUUCAUCUGGGAACAAUAGCCAAGCUGGAAAUUCAAAGAGCUAAGUUAUAGGAAUUUCACAUGUCAAAGAAGUUCUUUCAAUGGAGUUAUUCCUAUUCAUCUGGAAAUAAAUGACAUCUCAAUGAGUUUUGUUUUAAUAAAAAAUAUUACUAGAUCAAGAGAUCUUUAUGUGCGCUUACUGUUACUGAGAGAUUGCUGAGUGCCACUUCAACAAUAUGCGCAUCUCGUUUGAAACCUGAAGAACUCUUAUUCUGUCUGUACUAUUUUAUUUUUUUUACUGUUUGCUCAUCGGCUGUAA